GUUACCAACGCCGCUUAUGAGAAACCACCGAAGCAAACCUUGGAGAACACCGCCAGCAUUGAACAAGGGAAAUCAGUGACUCCGGACUCAGCAUAAAAUUAAAGACGAGGUGCUCCACGAUAAUAAAUUCCCUUGGACAUUUGUAAGAGUAGACUGUCUUCCGACAUGAAUCCUGUGUAUAGUCCUGUCCAGCCCGGGACACCGUACGGGAACCCCAAGAACAUGGCAUACGCAGGCUAUCCUGCAGGUUAUCCUCAGACUCCUACCUAUACACCCAACCUCUACCAGACUGGCAGUCCAGGCUAUCCCCCAGUGCUGCUGGUGAAGCAGGGCUGGCCCCAGGCCUCCGGUGCUGCAGUGGCCCCAGAGGGCUCCUAUGACCUGGCCAUGGACGCAGGCUCAGAGGGCCGCCAGUACCAGGCCUCAGCCGCAGCUUUCAGUAAAUAUGACCCUAUAGCCCACCUGCUGGACUGGGGCCUCUACAUGCCCACCGUUGCACCAGGAACAAGGCAUGCCGUUCCCAUGGUUACCGCCCCUGCACUGUGUGCCAUCCUCAGCUAG
Molecule: messenger RNA, 561 nt
Organism: Salvelinus namaycush (lake trout)
Lineage: Eukaryota; Metazoa; Chordata; Actinopteri; Salmoniformes; Salmonidae
Product: protein FAM168A-like
Exons: 5
Coding region: 166-561 (131 amino acids)
Biological process (GO): positive regulation of base-excision repair
Source: RefSeq, a predicted model, not a curated record